CCCAUCAAUAGACUUCAAUACCCUAAAUUUGCAGUAGUUAUGGAGCAUGAGCGGCUUGGUGCUAGCUAUCCCGGUAUGUGGCGGCUUCCAACUAAUCCGCGCCGUUGUUGCAUUUAUCGAGUUCCUACAUCUCUGCGUGAAAUAAGCAAUGAAGCCUACACCCCUCGCCUGGUUCUGAUCGGUCCUCUUCACCAUGCUUUGAAAGCUGAAUCUCGCCGGUCUCUCAGGAAUACACUAGACGCUAAAUCCAUCGAUUACUUGAAUACCGAGGAGAUCAAGAAGCUAUACCUAUCUGAAUUCUCAGGUAUGCUUCCACGUCUGGGAAAGACCAUUGAUCAGUUUAUAAAAACCAUCCAGCAACAAGAACAGGCCAUCAGAGACUCCUACUCAGAGUCUACAUCAUGGAUUAACUCCCGAGAGUUUUGCGACAUGAUCUUAAGUGAUGCUGUGUUCAUUUUAAUGUUUUCAUGGAAGUGUUCACUAGAUCUAACAGCAAGAAAAGGAAAAACAGUAGCAAAGAGAUCUGGGGACCCUCUUCUGGAUGUGCCUUGUCUUGAAUACACUAUCAAGCGAGAUUUACUCUUACUCGAGAACCAACUGCCUUUCUACAUACUCCAUAUGCUCUUCCAUGCGAUCGUCCCAGCUCUCUUCCCAGACUAUUCAUUCCACGAAUUAGUCAUGCUCCUUUUCUUUUCUCACCAAAAAAGGGUUCUUCACGCCCAGACUUUUCUACAUUUUACUGAUCUAAUGAGGGGUGUACACGUGUUUUCACUUCCUGAGCGUGAUCUAACAAAACAACAAGCCAUCAAAAGUAUGCCUUGCGCAGAUCAAUUACGCAGCAUGGGAGUAAAGUUCCAGGCCGUGAAAGAAGACUUCUCAAUCAAUGUCAGAUUAGAGAAUGGUUGUUUGAAGAUUCCUACUCUAUGCGUUGAUGAUCAUUUUGAGGCGACUCUCAGAAACUUGGCGGCGCUUGAGCAGUGCUACUACCCUCAUGCUCCACACGUCUGUAACUAUUUAGCUUUCAUUGAUUUCCUCAUCGACACUGAUAAAGACACUGAAUUGCUUGCUAAGAAAGGUAUAAUAACCGGUAUGCUUGGGAAGCCUAGUUUGGUGGCUGAGAUGGUGACUAAGCUUGGUCGCGGCAUCUACGUGGAUACACCUUCCUGUUAUUCGGGCAUUGCUAAUCGAUUGAAUGCUUACUACAAUAACCGGAUCAACAAAUCAUGUUCACUCAUCCGGACUGUGUGUUCGAUCAUCCAAGUUAAACCGAAAUGAGUUGGGUAGUAAAUUAGUCUUAUGAAGAACCUAGUCUAGUCUUUAUGUCAUCUCAUUUUCCAUCCCCUGGAACUUUAUUCGUAGCAUGAUAACAAUCUUGCUAUAAAUAUUCUUGGGUAUA
Arabidopsis arenosa is the source of this 1396-nucleotide messenger RNA. Lineage: Eukaryota; Viridiplantae; Streptophyta; Magnoliopsida; Brassicales; Brassicaceae. The record is from the annotation of a GenBank genome assembly.